This is a messenger RNA of Grus americana (Whooping crane), 747 nucleotides long. Its product is annotated as gallinacin-12-like. The transcript is spliced from 2 exons. The record is from RefSeq and is a predicted model, not a curated record. The coding region runs from base 245 to 526 and encodes 93 amino acids. NCBI's taxonomy places the organism in Eukaryota, Metazoa, Chordata, Aves, Gruiformes, Gruidae.
GGCAGAGGAUCCCCCUGAGCCUCUUUUUCCACUGAGCUGCCUGCAGCUGGCAAUCUACCAGCCAAAAAUGCCAACUGCUGGGGAGACGAAUCGGGGAAGCCGAUAACCAGCGAACAUGAAGCAAGUCGACAUUGUUUGGAGCUGCAGCACUGGGUCAGAACGACACGGAGGGUUUCUCAGCAGCAAAUGUUACUCCUGAGACUGGAAUAUAAUUAACUCCUGCCUACUCCCUCCCUCUUCACGGAUGCCAUCCAGCAUGCCAGCAGCACGCAGAGGCUUCUGCAAAAUCUCACGCCCAGCCCUGCGAUUUUCCAGCAGAACCAAAGCAAUGGGGAUCCUUUGGUUCAUUUUAAUCUUCAUCGCCCUGACCGGUCACGGAGAUGCUCACGGACCAGACAGCUGUAACCAUGAAGGGGGCUUGUGCCGAGUCGGAAACUGCGUUUCUGGUGAAUAUCUGGCUAGGUACUGCUUCGAACCCAUCAUUCUCUGUUGUAAAAGUUUAUCACCCACUACUGCAAAGAGCUGAAGAUUUCUGAAGGAGCAAACUGCAGCACGUGGAGGGCUGCAGGCUCCACUAACAAGGAACGAGCUACUGUUGGGAAGGAAAUGUUAUGUCUUUCUGUGACUGUUGCUCCCCUGGGAGAACAUAGCUGUGGAUUCACUCGUGAACUUCUGAACACGUUGCUUUUUGCUUUUGCUGCGACUUUCUAGGUAACACUGUGACAAGAAGAAAUUGGGGCCACCUGG